Molecule: messenger RNA, 1044 nt
Organism: Oncorhynchus masou masou (cherry salmon)
Lineage: Eukaryota; Metazoa; Chordata; Actinopteri; Salmoniformes; Salmonidae
Exons: 5
Coding region: 1-1044 (347 amino acids)
Source: RefSeq, a predicted model, not a curated record
AUGAUCCCCAGUGGACCACCACCAGUAUCCCCAGUGGACCACCACCAGUAUCCCAGUGGACCACCAGUAUCCCAGUGGGACCACCAUCCCCAGUGGACCACCCCCAGUGGACCACCACCAGUAUCCCAGUGGACCACCACCAUGGACCACCACCAGUAUCCCAGUGGACCACCACCAGUAUCCUCAGUGGACCACCACCACCAGUGGACCACCACCCCCAGUGGACCACAGUACCACCAGUACCCCAGUGGACCACCACCAGUAUCCCAGUGGACCACCACCAGUAUCCUCAGUGGACCACCACCACCCAACUCAGGUCCUCCAGCACCCCCAUCAGCUCAACUCCAGUCCUCUAGCACCCCCAACAGCCCAACUCAGGUCCUCCAGCACCCCCAUCAGCUCAACUCCAGUCCUCCAGUACCCCCAACAGCCCAACUCCAGUCCUCCAGCACCCCCAUCAGCCCAACUCCAGUCCUCCAUACGGCCAACUCCAGUCCUCCAGUACCCAAACAGCCCAACUCCUGUCCUCCAUCAGCCCAACUCCAGUCCUCCAGUACCCCCAACAGCCCAACUCCAGUCCUCCACACCCCCAUCAGCUCAACUCCAGUCCUCCAACAGCCCAACUCCAGUCCUCUAGCACCCCCAACAGCCCAACUCAGGUCCUCCAGCACCCCCAUCAGCUCAACUCCAGUCCUCCAACAGCCCAACUCCAGUCCUCUAGCACCCCCAACAGCCCAACUCAGGUCCUCCAGCACCCCCAUCAGCCCAACUCCAGUCCUACAGUACCCCAACAGCCCAACUCCAGUCCUGCAGUACCCUAACAGCCCAACUCCAGUCCUCCAGUACUCCAACAGCCCAACUCCAGUCCUCCAGUACCCCCAACAGCCCAACUCAAGUCCUCCAGCACCCCCAACAGCCCAACUCCAGUCCUACAGUACCCCAACAGCCCAACUCCAGUCCUACAGUACCCCCAUCAGCCCAACUCUGGUCCUCCAGUACCUCCAACAGCACACGUGUGUUGUAACCCUGGUCAUAAACACCUGA